UGUAUUUCAAACAACACCAAAUGGAAAACUUUCUUUUUGACGAUAUAAUGACCGAGAAUAACCUCUUCCAGGAGUUUGACCAACAAAGUCAAAGUUCCCUCCUCGAUGUCAUGGUGGAUGCCAUGAUGGAUCCUAUCAAAGAAGAACUCCCAGCCAUUGCUCAAUUAGACAAUUUAAAGAGUCUUGAGCCUCACAAGCAUGACCAUAUCCAAGCUCACGAGUCUAUCGAUCAGGGUCUGUUUUGCUUAGAUCCACAUAUCAAAGAGCCUGUUGAAGAUCUCAUGGUCAGAGACAGCUCCAAAGCCACUAGCUCAACUCCAAAAGUGGCACAUGAAAUGAAGAUAUUCAAAAUAUCUACUUGACCACAGAAAAAUGGUGGCCAGCUCAGUUCCACAUCAAAAGUCGAUACAAACAAAGAAGCCAUGCCUAUCAAAGACGAUCACACUGAAAUUGACUCUAAUGAAGUUGUGAUUGCAGUACCAGAGCCGAAAUCAGUUAAAAGACCCCGAAGAGAUGUCACAUACAAGACCAUUCUCAGAAAGUGCAGAAAGUUCUACCAGACCAGGUUCAACCAUCACACUGGUUAUCUCAAAAACAAGAAGAAGGAGCCCUGCAGCUUCUACAGAGCCUGCAUCCUCAAGUUCAUCGACUCAUACUUCGAGUACAACACACACCUCAACGUGAGUUUCCACCUGGGGUGUCUGCUGUAUCCGCAAGAGAUGACCAGAGGCAUCGAGAGCUUUGUGUACCCAAACGGGGUCAAAACAUUCACUCCGAAGAAAGUUGUGAAGCGCAAGAUUGAGACUCACAAGCAGCAAGUUGACAAACUGCAUAGCAUCUUGUACAAGUUCACUCAUGAAAAGCUCGACAAGUUCAUAUCUGUUCCGGAACUGGCUGCAAUCUUUGUCAACUUCAUCCAGAAUGGAGCUGGCAAAGAUGUGGCCAGCCAAGAAUUCAAAGCUGAGUAUGACGACUUGCUGAAGAGAUGCCUGAAGACUCUUUCGAAGUGAAAGAAAAUCAAAGGAGUCGCCACUCUGUUCGAUUAAGCAUGGACUUCAUCGGCAGUUUGGCCAUAUUUUAUUUAUCAGGAGUAACCUCCUCACAUAAUUAAUAUAAACAUU
Molecule: messenger RNA, 1121 nt
Organism: Moneuplotes crassus
Lineage: Eukaryota; Ciliophora; Spirotrichea; Euplotida; Euplotidae
Source: the annotation of a GenBank genome assembly